Molecule: messenger RNA, 798 nt
Organism: Penicillium arizonense
Lineage: Eukaryota; Fungi; Ascomycota; Eurotiomycetes; Eurotiales; Aspergillaceae
Product: MARVEL domain-containing protein
Exons: 1
Coding region: 1-798 (265 amino acids)
Cellular component (GO): membrane
Source: RefSeq, a predicted model, not a curated record
AUGUCCUUCAUCCUAGUCAAACUCCUCAAAAUAGGCGUCAACGAAGCCAAAAAGCGUCAUAAAACUAAGAAAGAAGAACAAAAAUUCCAAGCCGCCGCCGCAGCUGGCUUCUCCCAAUACAACAACGACCAAUACCCAAUGAGCGCGUACCCAACCGGCGCCGUUCCAGGAACAACAAUGCACUUCGAAAGCGCCCCCGAACCAAUGAGCAAACGCGCAAAGCUAAGCUUCAUGUUCAUCUCGGCGCUCCGCUUUCUCCAAUUUGUCUUUGGCCUCACCGUCAUCGGCCUCUACGGCAAAGACGAGCACCACGACCACUCAGAGAAACAUAUCUGGCGCUCGCAGUGGGUGUACGCGCUCGUCACAGGGUUCCUGGCUACAGCUACUGCGGGUGUGCACCUUGUCAUGCCGUUCCUGAUGCGUCGUGUGAAGAAUGCCUCUGGGCCUAAUGUUGCGUUGCUGUUGCCGCAGUUUGGCUGGGAGUUUGUUGUUACUGUGCUUUGGUUGGCGCUUUUUGGUGUUUUCGGGAAGCUGUAUAUUGGCGUUUAUGCUGUUGAGAGUUCCGGUUCUGGAUCUGGCUCUGGGAAGAGGGAUGAGGCUGUUACUUCGACUGCUCCUUCUAGUCUUGGUGAUGCGUCGAAGAUUACCCGUAUGCGCCAUGCUGUCUGGAUUGAUGUUAUUAACCUUGUUUUCUGGGUUAUUACCUCUUCUUGGGUUUUGAUGCGCUGGUUGAAGAGUCGGCGGGCUGCUGCCACUGAGGAUGUUGUUGAUGAUGCUGAGAAGGGGAAUAAGUUUUAG